This is a messenger RNA of Astyanax mexicanus (Mexican tetra), 2404 nucleotides long. RefSeq lists its product as uncharacterized. Lineage: Eukaryota; Metazoa; Chordata; Actinopteri; Characiformes; Acestrorhamphidae. The record is from RefSeq and is a predicted model, not a curated record. The transcript is spliced from 3 exons. Bases 1143 to 2009 code for a protein of 288 amino acids.
UGAGAUUAUCGUUGUUGUUUUAAUGGUAGUAGUAGUAGUAGUAGUAGUAGUGUUUACUAUUGAGUUCAGAAGGUAGAUUACAUUUUAAAAGUUAUUGCUCUCUUCCUCUCUCACACUUACACUCCCGUGGUCAUGCACACGCACACACACACAUACACCCACACACAGCUGAUGGCACGUUUCCUCUUUUCAAGCUGUUGAAUGUGAAAUAUGGAGCUACACUAGCAUUUAUUUUCUUUAAUAAAACUCCCGGUUUAACUCAGUAACUCAGCACUUUACGAUAUUCUAGUUUAAAAAAAAAAACAUUCAAAACUAUCCUGAGAUGUUAUAAUACAGCAAAAAAGGGAUCAAGUGAGUGUCAAAUCACACUACACCAUCAUGAGUUAAGUACCAAAAAAUGUAAUUAUGAUUUUAUUUAGUCACAGAAUAUUAUAGUGAUUACUUCAAUUGUUUGUUAAGGGAUUGGCACCAAUAAUAGGAAUCCAAAUACAGAAUAUUUUAGCAUUUUUUAAAUUCACAUUUAAAUACCCAUUAUCAAAAACUUAGUCUUAAGAAAGAGUGCGAUUAUUCUGGAUUAAACAGAGAAUUUUACUGUUUUUUUAAUCGAUUAACACUAAAAUAUCAAUGAAAUGAACACAUUUCCCAAAAUAAAUUUCACACCGUUAGAUUAUUAAGUGUACAUUGCGCAUUUGGCCACUAGAUGUCGCCAAAAACGGUGUUUUAAAAGUAUUAAGCAGUUGAUGAAUCUCUUUUCUAUUAUAACGUUUAAAUAAUUUAAUUUACUUCAGACAAUGUGAUUCCCUUGAUGAAUGACGUCAGGUCCUUUCUUCCACUUGUCCAUCUGCUCCAUUUUCUCAGAGCCAUUGUGUUCUGGUGGCGAAAAAGAAAGUUUAACACUCUCUCAGCUGGUGGCGUUUCUUUUGCAAAUGAGUGCAUUCUUAGCGAUGGUCCACAGGCACUGUAAUUAGGGUCAUUAGGGGGGGCACGUAGGAACAGGCCGCAUUAUGUGCCCGGGGGGUGUGAAUGGCCCUGGGGGAGGAGAGCCAUAAAGAUCAGCUGAAAUGUGCUGCAUGACCAGAGAGGACUACUGUUAGAAGAAGCUCCAGCAGCCGGUCUGCACCCACAGCUCCUGGACUUUUUUUAUGAGGAAUUUAUUAACCAUGCUUCUUCCAUACAGUCUUCUGCAGAUCCUCGCCUGCCUAAGCAUGCUGCCGGGGGCGCGAGGAGGCUCCCUGUUCGCUCGGACAGCCCAGAGCCCGUCCCAAGAGGAGGCCGAGAAGAUGUGCACCACCCUAGCAAUGCCCUGGACUGAAGCCAGGCUUCAGGGGGGUCACUGGGGUCACAUCUACAGGCUGAAGGUGUUAAACAUGGGCGAAGAUGGACCAAAGAGGGCCGUUUUCCCAGAGCAGUCUCUCUUCCGCUUCGUCCGGCGAGUUUACCACUGCUGUCAGAUGGGCUUCCACUGCGGAGGAGUGAAGGGCUUACAGGGCAGAGAGGCUGGAGGUUCGAGCAUCGAGUUCCGGCUCAGCGAGGAUGUUCUGUCAGCCCCGGUGGUAAGAGCAGAGAUUCAUCUCCAAGUUUCAAACCCACAACAUCUCAACAUCCAGCCACUGCUGCCUUCACUGGAGAAACGUCAGCUACCUACACGAUAUGCUGCUUGGUCUAAAGACGGUGUUUCCGAGUUAAGGGUGGACCUGACUUUCCUCUUUCAGGCUCUUCAGCGGGCCCUUGGUAGUGGCCGAGGUGGCCCUAGCCUUCUAGACAUUCGAAGAGUGGGUGGUUUAAGCAGGCCCUGGGCUUCGGACUCCAGAGAUAAAGGCUUCCAUGACCCAAUCUUAGCUGUGCUAGGCGAAGGACAUGGAGAUGGAUGGUUAGAGCGCUCGCUGCAGUCUGCUGCAGAGCUGGGUCUGGCUCUGCACUGCAGCACGACAGAGACGAACACACAGCCAUGCCAAAACCACAGGGUCCGACUGCUACACACACCAUUCAUCACACUCUCGUACCGAUAGCAGCACCCCCAACACCCAAUGUGCUCUGGAUUAGCCUCAUUGGAGAGAGAUGCAAAUGCUAAUGGCUCCUACUGUUGAAUAACAAUAGAUGAUCUGUUGUAUAUUGUUCACUAAUGCUCUGAAUGCUCUGAGCUUUACAAUACUGUGCACUUCAGCAAGUGAUUUGAAUUUAUUUAAUUUAUAUGGGUGUUGUUUUGUGGAAAAAAAUGUAAAUAGUGUAUGUAAAAGACAUAGUUAUAUAUAAACUUCACUUUUCCUUUUUCAAACUUCUGCUGUUUGAUUUACUGCCUUUUAUUGCAUUUGUGGUACUUUAGCAUUAAAAAUCUAUAUGCAAAAAGUUUUACUUUGGUUGAAUUUUAAACAAACAAAGAAAAUUACAAAUUUUGAUGGUUUUG